Prosopis cineraria is the source of this 3287-nucleotide messenger RNA. RefSeq names its product B3 domain-containing transcription repressor VAL1-like. Bases 514 to 3126 code for a protein of 870 amino acids. Gene Ontology annotation, molecular function: DNA binding; zinc ion binding. The record is from RefSeq and is a predicted model, not a curated record. The transcript has 13 exons. NCBI's taxonomy places the organism in Eukaryota, Viridiplantae, Streptophyta, Magnoliopsida, Fabales, Fabaceae.
CACUAUAUCCCUCCCCCGUCCCCCCCCUCUCUCUCUCAACGCCCACACACGCUUACGCCUUCUCUCUCUUCCUCUCUCACACCCUCUCAAAUAAAUCGCUGAUGGCCGUUACACUCAUCGCUUCUCUGAUAUAUGCCUGCGUUUCUUCUUUGACUUUGAUUGACUCUGUUCUUUGCCUCUGCUGGUAGCAAAAUUUUGCAUUUCAGGGGUUUGGUUACGGAGAUUUAAGUGAGAAACGGGGUUAGGAAGUUAGGAUCUUUUUAUGCUCUGUUCAUGUGAAUGAGUAGCUCCUAGGUUUAUUUUGCAUAUUCCCUCGUCAGGGAUAAUGUUUGUUUUCUAUUAUUGCUCUUAUUCCUCUGGCAAAUCUUAAAAACCCUGCAUGAAUCUGUGUGAUGAUGGGUUUAGCUUAUAGUAUUUCCCUUUUAUCUCAAAAGGGGUUUUCAGGGAUUUGAUUUGAUUUUUGUGAUUUACAGAGAUAUUUUGUGGUUCGGAGAGUGAUUGGUUUUCAAAUUCAUGGGAUCCGAGGUUUGUGUCGGUGUUUCCGGUGGGUCGGCCACGGCUCAUGAAUGGAAGAAGGGGUGGCCUCUUCCAUCUGGUGGAUUCGCCCAAUUUUGUAACAACUGCGGAAUUUCGAUUGAAUGCAAGCUUGACAACUUCGAUUCCAUAUCUGCCUAUGAGGCAUCCAUUUUCUGUAAUAAAUUCCACCUCGAAGAAACAGGUUGGAGGGACUGCAGCUUUUGCAACAAGCCUAUCCACAGUGGAUGCAUAGUAUCAAGGUAUUUGUUCGACUACCUUGACUUUGGAGGUAUAGGUUGCAUCAGCUGUAUAAAGGCUUCUCGAUUGCUUCUGAACACUAAAGAACCUGAUGGGGCUGUUACAUCUACCACAACAAAUGCAAGUGAUUGUACUCCUCGUCAAAUGGAUGGGAAACUGUUGGUGGAUAGUGUCGGUGAAGGAAAACUUAUGCAAUUAUGCAGAAUUGUUGAAGCUAGUGAGACUAAUGGUUGGCAUCAACCUCAAAGAGAUAAAAUGAUCUCAUCUAGUGGGCUAAAGAGCCAAGAAAUUAAGUGUCUGACAAGGGAUGUGGAUUCAAGAUUUUCAAAUAUGAUUAAAACAUCUAUUCAUUCACUAAAAUUUCCUUUAGAAAAUACUAGACCAACAUGGGAGAUUAAAAAUAUUCGUGAAUCACCUGCACAACCAUCUUUGAGUAUGUCCCUGGGAAUUCCAUCAGGAAACUCUGCCCCUGCUUCUGCUGGAGAGAUUGUAGAAGAAAGGCUUGAGGGCAAACCAUCUUCUGUGUUUCAUCAAGGGCAAAGAUCUCACCCUGUAUUUGCUAAACCAUCAAAGACUGGUCUUGCCAUGAACAUAGAAACAAGCAAAGGAAUGAAUUCUCAGGCAUGUGUUGCCCGGCCAUCUGUUGAAGGAAGGGGCAAGAGUCAGCUACUUCCUCGGUACUGGCCUAGGAUUACUGAUGAAGAGCUGGAGCAAUUGUCUGGAAAUUUGAAAUCCACUGUAGUGCCAUUAUUUGAGAAGGUGUUGAGUGCCAGUGAUGCAGGUCGAAUUGGGCGCCUUGUUCUUCCAAAAGCUUGUGCUGAAGCUUUUUUCCCUCCUAUUUCUCAGUCAGAAGGUCUUCCUUUGGAAAUGCAAGAUGUGAAGGGAAAUGAAUGGACUUUUCAGUUCAGAUUUUGGCCUAAUAACAAUAGUAGGAUGUACGUACUGGAGGGUGUGACCCCUUGUAUACAGUCAAUGCAAUUGAUUGCGGGUGACACCGUAACAUUUAGCAGGAUUGAUCCUGGGGGCAGAUUUAUUAUGGGUUUCAGAAAGACAUCAAAUUCUCUAGAAACACAGGAUGCGUCUACAUCUACACAUUCCAACGGGAUUACAACAAAGGAAAUAGUCAGUUCUGGUGCAAAUGAGAACCUUCCUUCAGGAAGUAGUUAUUCUGAUCUUCUUCAGUCUAUGGAAGGGAACAGGGAACCUCACUUAAAUAGACAAUCCGAACACCUGCAUUUGGGUAGGAGGGUAGCUGACUUCCCUCAAACAGAAAAUUAUGGCCAGAUGACAAAAAAUGAUUCACUGCAGCAAUCAAUUUCAGUUUCAGAGAAGAAAAGGACUCGGAAUAUUGGGCCUAAAAGUAAGAGGUUACUCAUUAAUUGUGAAGAUGCUUUGGAGUUGAAACUGACGUGGGAGGAAGCACAAGACUUACUUCGUCCACCACCCAGUGUUCAGCCAAUCAUUGUUACGAUUGAGGACCACAUUUUUGAGGAGUACAAUGAACCCCCAGUUUUUGGGAAGAGAACUAUAUUCAUUGCCUGUCCAUCUGGGGGACAGGAACAAUGGGCUUCAUGUGAUGAUUGCUCUAAAUGGCGAAAACUACCUGUUGAUGUUCUUCUACCUCCUAAGUGGACUUGUUCUGAAAACGUUUGGGAUCCAACCAGGUCUUCAUGUUCUGCACCUGAGGAGCUAAGGCCCAAGGAGUUGGAAGAUCUUUUGAAAUCCAGCGAAGGCCUUGAUGCUCUUGCUAAUAUGGCAGUAUUGGGAGAUAGUCUCGGGGAUCCUUCUGGGUCAUCAGCAGGGCCCACCACCAAACAUCCUAGGCAUCGUCCUGGCUGCACCUGCAUUGUCUGCAUUCAGCCACCAAGUGGAAAGGGAAGACAUCAUUCUACCUGUACUUGCAAUGUGUGUAUGACUGUGAAAAGGCGGUUCAAAACCCUUAUGUUGCGCAAGAAGAAACGCCAAUCUGAGCGUGAAGCAGAUGCUAGCCAGAUGGAUCAUAGAGAAGAGUCAGAUAUGAAUGGCGCACCUAAGGAAGACGCAAGCCAUGCGGAGAAAGAGGGAAGCAUAAAUAGAGGACAGCUUGAGGUUUGUGAAUCCAGUUCUGUACAGAUAGAUCUGAAUAGCCAUCCUGAUCGCGAAGACAUGCAAGUUGAUGCACCAAGCAUGAAUGGUCAUGUUGAAGGUCCAAGCUAUCCAGUACAACAGGUAUACGUGGAUCAAAAUGUCCCUAACGGAGGUCAGGGAUACUUCUCUAAUGGAGGAAGCUUUGGACCAAUUGUCUGGGAGAAUGAAACAAGAGAAGACAAGGCAUUCUAUGAUCCCAAUUCAAGUCAGAACAGUCCACCUUGAUUAUCUCUUUACUGUAUUUUUUUCUCCUAUCUUAAAUUAUAUAGUUUGCUUUCUUUUUCCAGUAUAUAUGGUAAAACUUAAUUUCUUGUCAACCUGGAUGUGAUUCUGGUCGCAUAUUGUCUUGAUAAUUUUAUUCACAAGGAGAUGGGUUUAUAUAUUAA